AGCUGAAUUAAAUCAAAAUUUCAACUUUGGUUCUGAUUUAUGGUAUGAUUUUGUUCAGAUAAGCUUGGUUCAAUUCCGGUUAAACUUUGAUUAACGGUUUUGUCUAUUCCUGUGUCAUUGCUGUAAUUUAUUUACAAUCGAAAACAGAGUCGUCGUUAGUUUUCCACCAGAGACGGCUCUGGCUCAUACGGAAUCCGCCGUACUCUUUUCCGUUUGUUUCCUUGUAACGCCGUUAAAUUCUCCAUAUAUAAGAGACCAGUGUACGCUGUGGCUCCUUUUAGGGUUUUAGAAUUCUCCGUGUACACAAGGUGUUCGACGAAUUGACUCUGUGAGACAGAAACUAAGAAAAGAUUCUUAUCAACAUGUCUUUUGAGAUGUUCGAAGAACAAAAGCUUAAUAGCAGAGGUUACUACACUAUAUGGAAGAACAGAAUCCUUGCUCAUCUUGGUAUUCAUAGAUUGAAGGAAGCAUUAAAGAUUGAGGAAGAGGAUGGAAACAAGUAUGUUAAAAUAGCUGAAGAUGAGAAGCUUUCUGCGAAGUUGAGUCCAGGUCUUGAGGAGAAGAACAAAAAGGCAAGGAGCAUGAUCAUACUCAGCGUUGGAGAUAAGGCUUUGCGAAAGAUUAUGAAGGAAGAAACAGCUUCUGGUAUGUUAAAAGUUAUUGACAAAUACUAUAUGACUAGUUCUUUAGCAAGAAGGUUUUACUUGAGACAAAAGUUACAUAGCUUUAGGAUGAAUGAAACCAAUUCUGUUAUGGAGAACGUUGAUGAGUUUCAGAGGUUGAUUGAUGAACUACGUAAUGCUAACGUAGAGAUGUCUGAUGAAGACCAGGCUAUAUUUUUGUUGAUAUCUUUGCCAGAGCAAUUUGAUGAGGUUAGAGAUAUGUUUACCUAUGAUAGAACGAGCUUAACGUUAGAGGAAGUCAUUGAUGCUGCACUGUCCAAAGAGAUGGAGCUAGGUGGAAGUUAUAGAGGGUAUAAAAACAAGUUUAGAGAGAGGUCAAGAACAAGGAUUGAAGUAGAAAAGUUUGAUGGGAGAGGUGAUUACAUUUUAUGGAAGACAAGGAUCCUUGCUCAUUUUGAGAUUCUUGAUUUGAUGGAAGCUUUAAAGAUUGAUGAGGAUGGAAACAAAUCUGUUGAAAGUAAGAGCCUUUGUGUAGCAUUGAGUGUAGAUUUAGAAGAGAAGAAGAGAAAGGCAAGGAGCAUGAUAAUUCAGAGCGUACAAAAUCAGGAUCUGCGGAAGAAAAUUAUGAAGGAGGACUCAGCUGUUGGUAUGAUUCAACUUCUAGACAAACUCUAUAUUACUACAUCUUCGACUAGCAGGACUUACCUACGAUACAAGCUGUUUAGUUUUAGGAUGAACGAAAGCCUGUCUGUUGAGGAAAACAUUGAUGAGUUUGAGAGGUUAGUUGAUGAUCUAAGUAAUGCUGAGGUUUCUAUAUCUGAUGAAGACCAAGCUAUACGUUUGUUGGUUUCUUUACCAAAGCGAUUUGAUAAUCUUAAAGACGUGAUAACAUAUGGUGGUAGAACAAGCCUUACACUUGAUGAAGUGAUUUGUGCUGUACUAUCCAAAGAGUUGGACUUUGGUUCUGUUUACAAAGAGAGUAAAAGCUCUGCCUAAAGACUUCUUUUGGGAGGCAAGUCUGUUAGUAGAGAUCAAGAUGCUGGUGAUAGGGAUAAUUCAAAAUCCAAAGUUAUGAGAGGGGUUUGCUGGAUUUGUGGGGAAGAUGGCCACUACAAAAGCCAGUGUCCAUCUAAGGAACAGACUUACGAAAAAGGAAAAGCAUCUGUUAAAAGAGGGAAUAACAGAGCACACUAGGAAGUCUUAUAUAUGGACCGUUGAACUUGACCCAUCAUUAUUAUCAUGUGAACUUGAUCACUCAUCACUAGUUUAAGGUAGCAUUUGAUGGUUGUUUGGCUAAACCAAUAGAAGAUAGACACUAAAAGAACUCAGAAAGUGACACAUCUCUUGUUUUUUUUUUAAGUCUUUGCUUGGAAAAUGACUAUCUAAAGAUAUUACAAUCCAAUUUCCCCACU
This is a messenger RNA of Camelina sativa (false flax), 2035 nucleotides long. Lineage: Eukaryota; Viridiplantae; Streptophyta; Magnoliopsida; Brassicales; Brassicaceae. The record is from RefSeq and is a predicted model, not a curated record.